Molecule: messenger RNA, 492 nt
Organism: Patiria miniata (bat star)
Lineage: Eukaryota; Metazoa; Echinodermata; Asteroidea; Valvatida; Asterinidae
Product: C-type lectin domain family 17, member A-like
Exons: 1
Coding region: 1-492 (163 amino acids)
Source: RefSeq, a predicted model, not a curated record
AUGUCCAUUUCUUCGAUAAACAUCACCAUCUUACUAGCUGUUCUAAUCGUUCAGCCCACUGUGUAUUCGCGGUGUCUCUGCCCCGAUGGUUGGGCUGCUCACGGCCAGCACUGCUACCUCUACGUGCCGCAGCCGUUGAGUUUCUACACCGCGGAGAGAAUCUGCGUCGCCCGGGGCCUGCCCGGCCGUCCGUCCCACCUGGCCUCGGUGCUGGACGCGGCAGAGGCCUUGUUCCUCGCGGAGUUGAUUCAGCAGUCCGGUUCGGCCAGCUUCGCUUGGAUCGGCCUAACGGAUGCCGCUAGUGAGGGGUAUUGGGCCUGGCUGGACGGAUCGACAUCCCCGUUUUCCCUCUGGAGGCCAGGAGAACCCAAUAACGUUGGUAACGAAGACUGCGGAACCCUGCACACCACAGCCGACUGGAAUGACUCCCGUUGCGGUAACUCGGCCAGUUUCAUUUGUAAAAUGCCGCAACGUUAUCGUCCUACUAGAUAA